CACAGUUCUUGAGGGACAUAUAAAAGCUGCUCUCCUGCCCUGAUAUUAUCCUUGAAUCUUGGGGACAAUAUUUUCAUCCACUUCGAACAUAAAUACAUACCUACCAAAUCACAUCUCCUUUCCCCCAAAAUGUCCAAAACAUUCCUCGUCACCUCCGCAAGUGGCUCUCAAGGCGGCUCCACAGCCCGUGAGCUCCUCAAACAAGGGCACAAAAUCCACGCCCUCGUCCGGGACUCCUCCUCCGCGGCUGCAAUCGCUCUUCAAACCCACGGCGCCAUCCUCUUUAAGGGCGAUUUCAACGACGCCCCCUCCAUCGCCGCCGCAAUAGAAGGCGUUGACGGUGUCUUCCUAAACACAUUCCCCGACUUCAAGGACCCAGAUGGCGAAGCACGCCAAGCACAGAAUAUUGUCGAUGCCGCAAAAGCUGCAAAAACUGUGAAGACGGUUGUUGUUUCGACUGUGCAUAAAGCUGCCGAAUCAGCUGAACUCACUGCUCCCAAACCUGAGUAUCCGUUCUUGAAGUACUACUAUGCUCGGAAAGCGGGCGUGGAACGGGUUGUUAUGGAGGCCGGGUUUGAGAACUGGACAGUAUUGAGACCGGACUGGCUGAAUUACCAGUACCUCGCUCCUGCAUGCGCUGUCCAUUUCCCAACUUACCGGGAAGAGCAUGAGCUGACAGUGAGUUACGAGUCAACGUAUAAAAAACGGCAUUUCAGCCCUCGAGAUGUAGGCAAGUUCGCUGCUGCUGCUUUGCUGGGGAAGGAUGGAUAUAAUGGAGAGGUCAUUGAGCUUGCCGGCCAGGGACUGACGUUCGAUGAGGUUGCAGCCAUUUUGAGUAGAGUUUCUGGGGUCGAGGUGAAAGUUAGGUAUAGGACUGACGAUGAGACGAGGGAGUUGAAUGAGAGUGGAAAGUUCCCAGUGUUGGAACAGCAACUUUUGUCGAGGGAGGUAACGUACAACGAGUAUGAUCCUAAGGAGUUGGAAAGGUUUGGGAUUACGUUGGAGAGCCUGGAGGAGUAUUUGCUGAAGGACAAGGGGAAGUUGCUGGAGACGUUGGGGGUGAAGGGAUGAGCAUUUUUAUUUGGGUGCUGAUAGACAGGAGAUGUCCAAUUACAGAAAAACAACUUCAC
Messenger RNA from Hyaloscypha bicolor E, 1130 nucleotides. Its product is annotated as NAD dependent epimerase/dehydratase. The transcript has 2 exons. The record is from RefSeq and is a predicted model, not a curated record. Lineage: Eukaryota; Fungi; Ascomycota; Leotiomycetes; Helotiales; Hyaloscyphaceae. The coding region runs from base 130 to 1071 and encodes 313 amino acids.